UGCACAGAUGAGAGUCAACAGGAUACUCAGCCGCCGACUGUGGAUAGGGGUUUAAAAAUGGGAAACUCGGACUCUAAAUUACGUUUUAGGAAAGCAGUGAUACAACUCACCACAAAAACACAGCCAGUGGAGGCCACGGAUGAUGCCUUCUGGGACCAGUUCUGGGCCGACACCACCACCAACAUCCAGGAUGUCUUUGCUCUGGUACCAGCAGCAGAAAUCCGUGCCGUGCGAGAGGAAUCCCCCUCCAACCUGGCAACCCUGUGCUAUAAGGCGGUGGAGAGGCUGGUGCAGGGAGCGGCGUCGGGCUGCCCAUCGGAGAAGGAGCGUCAGGUGGUGUUGAACUGUGCCCGCCUCCUCACCAGAGUCCUGCCCUACAUCUUCGAGGACGCAGACUGGAGAGGCUUCUUCUGGUCCACUCUGCCGGGCGCUGGACGGGCCGGGGAUGAAGAGUGUGAUGAUGAAGGUUCGAGACCGCUAGCGGAGUCCCUUCUGAUGGCUAUAGCUGACCUGCUAUUCUGCCCAGACUUCACCGUACAAAGCCACAAGAAGCCAGGAGUGGAUGGCCCAGAGGACAUGCAGGCCCUGGACAGCUGUGAGUACAUCUGGGAGGCGGGAGUGGGGUUUGCCCAUUCCCCCACUCCCAGCUACGUCCAUGACCUCAACAGGAUGGAGCUGUUGAAGCUGCUGAUGACGUGUUUCUCUGAGGCCAUGUACCUGAGCCCCACUACAGACAACAACACACUCAACCCCUGGGUGGCAUUCUUCUGCUCGCAGGACAACAGACAUGCCCUGCCUCUCUUCACCUCUCUCCUCAACGUGGUGUGUGCGUACGACCCCGUGGGGUUCGGCAUCCCCUACAACCACCUGCUGUUCUCAGAUCAGCGCGAGCAGCUGGUGGAGCAGGCGCUGCAGGUGUUGAUCGUAUCUCUGGAGCACGAUCUGGCUGCUGCUGCCGCCUCCUCCCUCACUACUGCUACUGCUACUGCUGCUACUGUGGUCCAGCAGGUCACGGACCCCACGGCGCCAUCUGCUGACCUGGAGGGAGACCAGGAGACAGUGGGCCCUGACAACCUGUUUGUGAAUUACUUGUCAAGGAUUCACAGGGAGGAGGAUUUCCACUUUAUCUUGAAAGGGUUGGCACGGUUGCUGUCCAACCCUCUCCUCCAGACCUACCUGCCCAACUCCGCUAAGAAGAUCCAGUUCCACCAGGAGCUGCUCGUCCUUUUCUGGAAGCUCUGCGACUUCAACAAGAAAUUCCUGUUCUUUGUGCUGAAGAGCAGUGAUGUGCUGGACAUUCUGGUGCCCAUCCUAUUCUACCUCAACGACUCCCGGCAGGACCAGUCCCGUGUGGGAUUGAUCCAUAUCGGUGUGUUCAUCCUGCUCCUGCUGAGCGGCGAGAGGAACUUCGGCGUGCGGCUGAACAAGCCCUACUCCCUACGCGUCCCCAUGGACAUCCCCGUCUUCACCGGCACACACGCAGACCUGCUGGUGGUGGUGUUUCAUAAGAUCAUUACUAGUGGACACCAACGGCUGCAGCCCCUGUUCGACUGCCUCCUCACCAUCGUUGUCAAUGUGUCCCCAUACUUGAAGAGCCUGUCCAUGGUGGCUGCCAAUAAGCUGCUGCACCUCCUUGAAGCCUUCUCCUCCAGCUGGUUUCUCUACUCCUCCGCACAGAACCACCUCCUCGUCUUCUUCCUCCUUGAGGUCUUCAACAACAUCAUACAGUACCAGUUUGAUGGCAACUGUAAUCUGGUCUACACCAUCAUCCGUAAGCGCAGUGUGUUCCACCAGCUUGCCAAUCUGCCGUCGGACGCGGCGUCCAUCCAGAGGGCUCUGCAGCGCCGCAAGAGGAGCCCCACUGCCCCCUCCCACUCCCACUCCCCCUCCCCCACCAACGCCAUCUCCAUCUCCCGUGCCAGUUCCAUGGAAACCGUAUCCAUGGAGGGCUCUCGGCCCGCCAUCCCAGCGGAACCCGGAACUCUCAAGGCUAGCCUCGCCGCCACUCCAGGCAUUGAGAAGCUGACGGAAAGGUCACGGGUUUCCGAGGACGGUUCCAUGGUGUCACUGCAGGAGAGACACUCGUCACAGCCGGAGGCGGACAACAGACACACGUCACAGCCUGAGGCAGACAAGAGCCUCAACAGCAGUGCCACCAACGCGGCCAGUGACACAGAGUCCAACUCGGGCAGGGACACUGAGGAUGUGUUCUACAGCAAAAAGCAAACGUCCAGGAGUCGCUUGUCCAGCACGUCGUCAUCAGUCUACUGGGCUCCUACAUCUGAUUGGGUCCUCUCCUGGAAGAGUAAGCUGCCUCUUCAGACCAUCAUGAGGCUGCUGCAGGUGCUUGUGCCACAGGUGGAGAAGAUCUGCAUCGACAAGGGCCUGACGGAUGAGUCGGAGAUCCUCAAGUUCCUGCAGCAUGGCACGCUGGUCGGUCUGCUGCCCGUGCCGCACCCCAUCCUCAUCCGGAAGUACCAAGCCAACACAGGCACCGCCAUGUGGUUCCGCACCUACCUGUGGGGUGUGGUCUACCUACGUAACGUGGAUCCUCCAAUCUGGUACGACACCGACGUGAAGCUCUUUGAGAUCCAGAGAAUCUAGUUGGUGAAGUGUGUGAAGGAGAGAGAGGGGAAACAGAGGAGCCAAAUCAUAUGGACCACUUCCUGGUUUGAAACUCUUGACCAAUGGCCUUCAUCCCAAGUGCUUGAGCUGCCCAGUGACUGUCCAGGAAGAACAGGAAGGAGGAGCUGCCCACCUGUCUCCAUGGCAACAGGGCCCAGGAGGCCAUCUUGUUUUACAACAAGCAUUAUUUGACCACCAUGAACUCCACAACCAUGACUUUUGCCCUGGAGGCGUGACUAAAAUAAACAAAUUAAUAAACUCUGGAGACACCAAUGCACCUCCAAUGAUGACAA
Messenger RNA from Engraulis encrasicolus (European anchovy), 2918 nucleotides. RefSeq names its product protein HID1-like. Gene Ontology annotation, cellular component: Golgi medial cisterna; membrane; Golgi trans cisterna. Bases 58 to 2604 code for a protein of 848 amino acids. Lineage: Eukaryota; Metazoa; Chordata; Actinopteri; Clupeiformes; Engraulidae. The transcript has 19 exons. The record is from RefSeq and is a predicted model, not a curated record.